CUCUAAUAUAAAGGCCACCUCUUUCUAUGAUUAAAAAAGAAAAAGAAAAAAAGGCCAUCUCUUUCUACUGCAUACAUAGUUAAUAGCUCUUCACACUCUGUCACUUUGCAGGUACACGAUAGCAAUAAUCUCUUUGCAGUGUGAUCACAAGUGGUUGUGUACUGCCAGCUUGAUCUGAUAGAUGAUGGGUGUGGUGGGAAAUUGGUACUAUUGGGUAUGAAAAUAUUCAAGAGCUCUUGCUUUGAGUCCUCCAUCGCAGCUCCACCAUUGCUGAUCGGAGAGCUGAAAGAUGGACAGGACCCGAUUGGAUGUAAGAUUUCAUCACUCAGGAUCAACACAAUCAGAGGAAUCAGCUUUAGAUUUGGAAAGGAAUUACUGCAAUCAUUCUAAUUUUCCUUUGUCAUGUCCAUCACCCCUUCAACCUUUUGCCUCAGGUGGUCAGCACUCUGAGAGCAAUGCUGCCUACUUCUCAUGGCCUACUUCAAGUCGAUUAAAUGAUGCGGCAGAAGAUCGGGCAAACUACUUUGGAAACCUUCAAAAGGGGGUGCUGCCUGAAACUCUGGGGCGGUUGCCAACAGGGCAGCAAGCUACUACCUUACUUGAGCUGAUGACCAUUAGGGCAUUUCAUAGCAAGAUCUUGCGGCGGUUUAGUCUUGGUACAGCAAUUGGGUUUCGAAUUCGAAAGGGCAUGCUCACAGAUAUUCCAGCUAUUCUUGUCUUUGUUGCCCGUAAAGUUCACAGGAAAUGGCUCACCCACAUCCAGUGUCUACCAGCUGCCCUUGAGGGGCCUGGAGGUGUAUGGUGUGAUGUGGAUGUUGUGGAAUUCUCCUAUUUUGGUGCACCUGCUCCAACUCCCAAAGAACAACUAUAUACAGAGCUCAUAGAUGGCUUGACAGGAAGUGAUCCAUGUAUUGGCUCUGGCUCCCAGGUGGCAAGCCAAGGGACAUAUGGAACCUUGGGCGCUAUUGUAAAAAGCCGAACAGGAAAUAGACAGGUUGGUUUUCUCACAAAUCGGCAUGUGGCAGUUGAUUUGGACUACCCAAAUCAGAAAAUGUUUCAUCCGUUGCCACCCAACCUUGGACCUGGGGUGUAUCUUGGUGCUGUGGAGAGGGCAACAUCAUUUAUCACAGAUGAUCUUUGGUAUGGCAUCUUUGCUGGAACAAAUCCAGAAACAUUUGUACGAGCUGAUGGUGCCUUCAUUGCUUUUACGGAAGAUUUUAAUAUGCACAACGUGACUACAACUGUAAAAGGUGUGGGUCAGAUAGGUGAUGUCAACAUCAUAGAUUUGCAGUCUCCCAUUAACAGUCUCAUUGGAAGGCAAGUGGUCAAAGUUGGAAGAAGUUCUGGGUUGACUACUGGGACCAUAACAGCCUAUGCCCUAGAGUAUAAUGAUGAGAAAGGGAUUUGUUUCUUCACUGAUUUUCUUGUUGUUGGUGAGAAUCAGCAGACAUUUGACCUUGAAGGUGAUAGUGGAAGCCUCAUUCUCCUAACUGGUCAGAAUGGGGAGAAGCCACGACCUGUCGGGAUUAUUUGGGGAGGGACUGCUAAUCGAGGUCGGCUGAAACUAAAAGUUGGACAACCUCCAGAAAAUUGGACUAGUGGAGUUGAUCUUGGACGCCUUCUUGACCUCCUUGAACUUGAUCUCAUCACAACCAGUGAAGGGCUUCAAGCUGCAGUGCAAGAGCAGAUGAAUGUUUCAGCAGCGGGAAAUGAUUCUACAGUUGGGGAGUCAUCUCCAGCUGAGAGGGUGCCAUUAAAAGAUAAAUUUGAAGAGAAUUUUGAGCCACUUGGUUUGAAGGUCCAGCACGUUGUUCAAGUUGAAGGCGAGUCCUGUCAGGGCCGGAAUCCACCAUUCAUCCACACCGAGUUUCAUAUAGAAAAUGGGAUUGACAAAACUCCAAAUGUAGAACACCAGUUCAUUCCAAGUUUUGCUGCCAGAUCUCCAGUUCAUCAAAGCAAUCCAGAGAAACUUGCAGAAUCUAAAAGUCUCUCAGCAUUGAGGAAUGGCUCUGAUGAAGAGGUUUUUGUUUCUUUGCAGUUAGGUGAGCCGGAAUCAAAGAGAAGAAAGCACUGCAAUUCUACAUUUAACAUCGAAGAACCAAAAUGAAGCAAGGACAAGAAAAUUGACUCGGCUUACUUGGAGGGACAUAAUUGUUCCUCAAUUUUGGCUUCAUGUUGCUAGGCCUUAAAAUUCCAAAUUGCAAGUUUCUUUUAAGUGUCAAAUUGCUACAAAAAUAUCAGGUUCCUGCCUCCUCUCAGAUCAAAUACAUUCUUUUUAGCAUGUUUUGGUCGAGGUUACAACUAUAGGUUACAUAUGUGGGUCAUACGUAGAGAAAUGUGUAGGUGGUACUUGUGUUUAAUUUUUCUUUCAUAUCAUUUGGUUAAGUCAUUGUACCAUAAGCACUCCUGAAGUGGGAGUAUGAAGAUACUGGCAGUUAAGAAUGUAAAAUGUUAUUUUUAGCGAGCCACCUUGGUUAUUUAGCACCAAAUAGAAGUCUCUCUUUUCUUCUUUUUCUUUUUUUCUUUUUUAAGUAAAGCAUUGUGUAUAUGUAUUUCUACUCUACUAUUAAAUGAAGCAAACUCUUAUAAUGA
Molecule: messenger RNA, 2592 nt
Organism: Quercus robur (English oak)
Lineage: Eukaryota; Viridiplantae; Streptophyta; Magnoliopsida; Fagales; Fagaceae
Product: protein NARROW LEAF 1-like
Exons: 6
Coding region: 290-2107 (605 amino acids)
Source: RefSeq, a predicted model, not a curated record